AUGUGUUUUAACCAAGUACCUACAAUGACCACAGAAAAACAAACCACUGAGCAAAAGCCAGUCGAAACACAAACCUCUACCUCCCCUUCCGCCUCUGCCUCCACCCUAGAUUCUACCGCUACGACGACAACCAACGGCAAUGGCAGUGGUAGUGGCAGUGGUAGUAAUGGAAACAACCAGGAGGAGAUAACUUCAGAACAACUAGCCAAGAUUCAGACUGUUGCGCAAGGAAUCCUCAACCCCAAUGGUGAAAAUCCUCAAAUGAAUGAGUACAUACAAUCUACUUUGUCGUACAUUGGUAAUGCUAUCGAGAAAAUGCAGAAUACAAAUGAUAAAGAUGCCACUGCAAAAGAAAUAGCUGACGAUUUGACUUCAAAAUAUGAAAGUUGGGCUGCAUCAAAAAAGAAAGAAGAGGAUGAAAAGAAACAAGUUGCUGAAAAGGAGAAAUUGGGGAAAAGCGAUUAA
Messenger RNA from Lodderomyces elongisporus, 465 nucleotides. RefSeq lists its product as uncharacterized. The record is from RefSeq and is a predicted model, not a curated record. The coding region runs from base 1 to 465 and encodes 154 amino acids. NCBI's taxonomy places the organism in Eukaryota, Fungi, Ascomycota, Pichiomycetes, Serinales, Debaryomycetaceae. The transcript has 3 exons.